Ornithorhynchus anatinus (platypus) is the source of this 2213-nucleotide messenger RNA. RefSeq names its product casein kinase 1 gamma 3 (gene CSNK1G3). Gene Ontology annotation, cellular component: plasma membrane; cytoplasm; nucleus. NCBI's taxonomy places the organism in Eukaryota, Metazoa, Chordata, Mammalia, Monotremata, Ornithorhynchidae. The transcript has 18 exons. Gene Ontology annotation, molecular function: protein serine/threonine kinase activity; ATP binding. Gene Ontology annotation, biological process: signal transduction; peptidyl-serine phosphorylation; endocytosis. The record is from RefSeq and is a predicted model, not a curated record. The coding region runs from base 565 to 2124 and encodes 519 amino acids.
GAGGCGGGAGGGGGUUGGGGGAGGGAAGGGGGGCCGGGACCUGCCGAAAAUCCCAUCUGUCCGCCCUCCGUCCCAAGUGUUUCAGCCUACUCAUUUCUCUGUCCCUACCAUCGAUCGUCUCUUGUAUUUUGCAUUCUUCCUCCCCGGUAUGUGAUGUGCUUCGGCCGCCGUUGCCACCGACUCGUUCUCUCCUGCCACUGGGGACUCGCCAGCUUGAGUUCCUGAAAACCAAGUCCCCAAGUCAGCGUAGAUCCAGUUUUUUCCCCAAGAAACUCUUCUCCCCACCCCUCCUUCCAUGACGGACUGAACUGCAGGUGAUCAUCUCCGAGGUUGUGCUGGAAGUUAACUUUGCUCUUUGUUAAAGACGCAGGUAAUUAGUUGGGUUCUGUUCCGGAACCACUCCUGACAUGAUGAGCGGGCCCUACAGCUCCUCUACGAAUUUGUCAACAGUGUCCUGAACAGCUCCCGUGCGAAGAUAUUUAACUGAAAGGUCAACCAAAGAAAGACACUCUGCAGAUGGAAUGAUAUGCUCCUUAAUUCAAAGUGGAGUACCAGAAACUAGAUAUGGAUAAGAAAAAGGACAAGAUAGAUGAUAAACCGGUGGCACGCCCUAGUGGUCGAAUAGGACAUCACCCUCGAGGGAUGGGAUCUACGAGUUCCAGCGUUUUGAUGGUAGGACCAAACUUCCGAGUGGGCAAAAAGAUUGGAUGCGGCAAUUUUGGAGAACUGCGGCUAGGCCUACCCCAGUUUACAACCACCCCGGGGAUACAACCAGUAUUGUUUGAUGCCUUACCCCAUGCAUGUGCUCGACCGGCUCCAACAUUCCGGCCGAGCGCUACAGGGAAAAAUCUGUACACAAAUGAAUACGUGGCAAUUAAACUGGAAGCGAUGAAAUCCAGAGCCCCUCAGCUGCAUUUGGAAUACAGAUUCUAUAAGCAGUUAGGAUGUGCAGAUGGUAUACCUCAGGUAUACUAUUUUGGACCUUGUGGCAAAUACAACGCCAUGGUGCUGGAACUACUGGGGCCUAGUUUGGAGGAUUUGUUUGAUUUGUGCGACAGAACGUUCUCUCUUAAAACGGUUCUCAUGAUAGCCAUUCAGUUGAUUUCUCGUAUGGAAUACGCCCACUCAAGAAACUUGAUAUUCAGAGAUGUCAAACCGGAGAACUUCCUGAUAGGUAGACCAGGAAGCAAAGCUCAGCAUAUUAUCCAUAUAAUAGAUUUUGGUUUGGCAAAGGAGUAUGUCGAUCCAGAGACGAAGAAGCACAUACCAUACCGAGAACACAAGAGCCUUACUGGGACUGCUAGAUACAUGAGUAUAAACACGCACUUGGGUAAAGAACAAAGUAGAAGAGAUGAUUUGGAAGCUUUAGGUCACAUGUUCAUGUAUUUUCUGCGAGGCAGCCUUCCUUGGCAAGGUUUGAAGGCUGAAACCCUGAAGGAAAGAUAUCAGAAAAUUGGAGACACCAAACGAUCCACACCCAUUGACAUCUUAUGCGAAAGCUUUCCAGAUGAAAUGGCUAUAUACCUGCGUUAUGUAAGAAGACUGGACUUUUUUGAAAAACCGGACUAUGACUACUUGAGAAAGCUCUUUACAGAUUUGUUCGAACGGAAAGGGUACAUAUUUGAUUAUGAGUAUGACUGGAUGGACAAACAAAUGGCGGCAGACCACAGGGCAGCCUGGGACUCUCAGCAGGGCAAUCCCCAUCAUUUGAGAGCUCACCUAGCAACUGACAGACAUGGUGGCUCGGUACAGGUUGUAAGUGUGACAAAUGGCGAACUUAAUACAGAUGAUCCCACUGCAGGCCGUUCCAAUGCCCCUAUUACAGCCCCUGCAGAAAUUGAAGUCCUGGAAGAAAGCAAAAUGCUGACUGAGGGAUUGGACAACAAAUCUAUGCCAGGAGCUGUGGGGGUCCAGGGAGAGGACUUCUCCAUAGCACCUGGUGUGCCAGCUCAUGGUCAUGGUCACAAGGAAGAGGCAACAAAGAGACAGCAGGAGCCAGAGGCUCUAGGUGCUGCUGUUUUCACAAGCGAAGAAAAAGGAAAGCCAUUCAACGCCGCAAAUAAAUCUGCGAGCAGACAGACCUUCGGGAAUUACUUAAAUAUUCAGCCGCUGCCUCGUGAUUAAAAUCAUCUCUGUAGUGACCAUAAUUGUUAGCAAGGGCACCCUCUUAAUGGAAGAAAAAGAAACAAAGACAUCAUUGCCUCCCUGCAUCA